Messenger RNA from Centruroides sculpturatus (bark scorpion), 851 nucleotides. Its product is annotated as ataxin-8-like. Bases 203 to 607 code for a protein of 134 amino acids. The record is from RefSeq and is a predicted model, not a curated record. Lineage: Eukaryota; Metazoa; Arthropoda; Arachnida; Scorpiones; Buthidae. The transcript is spliced from 2 exons.
UAUUUUUGGGUAGGUUGUGAAUAUAAGUAUAAAUAUGUGUAAAGGAAUUUGCCUAUGUUUAGUGUUUGUAAUCAGAAUUUGACAAAAAAACUUGCAAAAUAGUUUGACCAUGCCUCACUUCUACUCUCAGAUUAUCAGUUGUGCAUUAAUGAUUAACUGCUGAUCUUUUAAUUAUUAUUUAAGAAAAUAACUAAAUUAACCAAUGUUAGGUCAAAAUAAGCUGAGAUAUAUUGUGAAUUUAUCUUAUACAGUAAAAUAUGUAUUCAUUAAACGAUUUUUUCUUCAGCAACUUCAUCAACUGCAACAACAACAGCAGCAGCAGCAGCAGAGAUUACAACAAUUGUCUCAGCAACAAUCAGUCUCACAAAGUAAUGCUAAUCCACAGCUAAGGCAUUUAUUACAACAUCAAAUGCAACAAAUGCGACAACAACAGCAGCAACAACAGCUUUUAAUGCAACCAAAUAUUCGUUCCCAGCUGCAGUCAAAUGUUUCUCAAAUAGCCUUAUCAGCACCAGUUAGUCAACAACAACAAGCAUCUCAGCAGCAACAACAGCAGCAACAGCAGCAACAACAAACUUGGGAUGAUCCAAGUCUUCUUGACUUUUAAAAAGAUUUUUAUAAUAUUGUUAUAUUACUGUUUUAUAAAUAGUUAGUACUUGAAUUUGAUGCAGUAUCCUUGAACUGAGUAAAUCACAGAAGAAAUUUUUCAAUACAAUAUUUAUAAUUAUGAAUAUGGAAUAAACCAUAGUUUAAUUCUGAAUUUACAUGUAUAAUAUUGAACAGAUUAAUUUUUUUACACAAAUAUUCACUUUUUGAAAAUGUAAUAAAUUUAUUGAUUUAUAAAGAAACUA